AUAGAAGAUGAAAAAAGAUGAUAAAUAAUUAGUGAUAAUUAGUAAUUUAUGUUAACAGAAAUCAACAUCAGCAAUAUUCUUCUUACUGUGCUACCCAAUUAAUGUUAAUCCAAUUUAGUUCAACAAUUGUUGACAAUUUUUCUCAUUCUUCAAUCACCACCGCCGCCUUUUUAAUUCUCAACAUUAGAAUAUGUUUAUUAUUGAUUGUAGUGAUUUCUUUUUUCGCCAUCAUCAUCCUACCCUUUUCUUCAACAUCAUCAACAUUAUUUACUCAGUUUUCUCUCUCUCCCAAUCAUUACAAAUAUAAUAAUUUACUAACUAAAACCCAACCAUUAACUCCAAAUAAUUGAGAAACAAUUUUCCUUUUCUCUCAAAUUCUAUUCUCUUUCUUCCCUAUCUUUUAGUCUCUUUUUUCCUCUCUCCUUAUUUCAUUCAUUUUCCAUCUAAAUUUCAUCUCUCUUUCUCUCUCUUACUCUAUUUCCUUCCCAUUUAUUAUAAUCAUUAUGAUUACAUUAUAUUUCUACAAUUAUAAUCACUAAUAGUUGUUGAUUACUUGUAAAUUGUGUAUUUAAAGUCUCCUUAUCUCCGGUUUUUCAUCUCUUCUAUUCUCUUUUCCUUAUCAUCUCUGUCAAUCAAAGCUCUUGAUUUGUUUUCUUUUUUCGGUUAAUUUUUUGACAGCCAUGGACAAUGGUUCCUGGUUAUUGAGGCUAUUCCAGUCUCGGCUGUUUGAGAUGUCGUUGGCCAUUACCUAUCUAUUUAAAUCAAAAGAACCUGGUGUAUUAAGUUACAUAGGUAAUCGUCUAUUUACCUUUGAUGAGGCUGAUGUUGAUUUUUAUUUACCCCAAUUAGUUGUACUUUAUAUUAAUCAUGCUGAUAUAGCUGAUGCUUUACAUCCUUAUUUUGAGAACCGUUGCCGAUCUUGUCCUGAAUUUAGCCUUCAAUUGGCUUGGCUGUUAAAUGCUUUCUGUUCUGAAGCCUCACCAACAUCAUCUUCCUCUCUACUCAUCUCUUCUUGUUUUGCUUCCUCUUUAUCCGCUUCAUCAUCACUCAUCACAUCAAAUUCGGCUUCCAUUCCAAAGUUAACCUCAUCUUCUUCAUCUCUUUCUUCAUUUACAUCUUUCACCACUUCUAUAAACAGUCUGAAAAAGUCUCAUGGAGUUAAGCUGAAAAAUUUAAUUCUAAGUGAAGAAUUAAAACCCAAACAACAAUCCAGUUACAAAUCUAUAAGAAACAAUUUCACUGAUAAGAAUAAACUUCUCAGAUCAACCAAUAAUUCACUUAAUGGCGGUGAUAAUAUUAUCAAUAUUGAAUCAAAUACUAAAAAUAAUUCUUCCACUACAACAUCUACAUUAGAAACUACACCAACAACUACAAUAACAACUUCUAAUGAUAUUAGUUACGAUCUGACUGGUUGCACAUCAAAUGUGACUGUUAAUGGGAACAAUAAUUGUAAUAAUAAUAUCGCUACCACCACCAAGACCGCCGAGAACUCAAGUAAUAAUAAUCCCAACGAUUGUAAUAAUCAUCAAGACAAUAGUGAUACUAAUAGUAAAAGUCAACCUAAGCCCGACAUCCAUGUGACCGAAUUAUCUGCCACAAUUAACUCUUCUGUGGACCAAUUGCCAAGAGAUUCAUCAUCAUCUCAUACUCAAAAUAAUUCUGUUAACAGUUUGGCAGAAAAUAACAAUCAAACCCCACCAAUCAAUGGUCAAUCAUCAUCAUCAUCAUCAUCACCAUCUGAUAACAAUAAUACCACAAAUACAUCGGUUAAAAAUACGAAAUUAUCAACAUCUAAUUCAACAGUUAUAUCGACAAUUAAUCAUAUCCCAGCGUCUCCAUCUCUUGUCCCUUCAACUGUAAAAGUAAACUUAUUGAGUCUUUCAUUAGCCUCUUCAGCCAAACCUUUAACAGCCUUUUCCUCUGGGAAAAUUUCUCAUCAUCAUGCAUCUCUCCGUAAAAGUCACCACCGAUCUUAUUCCGAUGCAACGGGAUCAUUAUUAUAUUCCACCUCUUCAUCAAUUACCACCGCAUCUCUGCUUAAUCCUGCCAAAAGUCUUGGUGAUUUAACUUCUGGUCACGCUUUUGACAAUGGUUGUGUUUGCUUUGAUUCUUGCGCUGGAAUUUGUAACGAUUUGAGAGGUGAAAAGAUUCACUGUCACUGUGGUGCUCCUCGUUUAUCAGCUGAAUAUGAGUUCAUUAAAUGUCUCAUGUUAAUCUCAACUCGAUUACAAAAAAUCGCCUCCAAAGAUGUUAAAACGCAACGUCUAAUGGCUGAACUGUCCAUUCUCAAUCUUAAUCUACCUGCUCGAGUUUGGUUACCAAUAUAUUCAUUCCGCCAUAUGAUUGUCCGAGUACCACCGGGAGCAGCGGUUCUCCUAAAUUCUAAAGAUAAAUCUCCUUAUUUAGUUUACUUUGAAGCAGUUGAAUUAACUGGUGACAUUAAUUCAACUCCUUUACCCACCAAAGUUAUCGAUAGCCUAAGGCAAACCCGGUCUGAAGAGAAUUUAGUUAAUUACUGCUCUCGAAGAGAUGAAUCAACAACAAAAGGUGAUGAGAUAACUUCCAAGUUCAAUCUUUUCUCAUCUUCCCCAAUUAAUAAUAAUGAUACUGGUGAAGAUACCGGGGAAGAUACUACAGAUGAUUGUUGGGAUCCCUCCAUUGAUGAUGAUAAAAUUUGCUCAACAACAAUAAACAACCAAAUUGUUAUAAAGGAAAAGGAAAUCGGGGUAAAAGUUGACUUGGAAGAUAAAGAUAAAGACACUUUAUCCCAGUCAUCUCAAGAAUCACUGAUUCCAAGUGAAGAUCCUGCUAAUCGUAAUGGUCACAAUUACAUUGGUGCCUCUGAAAUUAAACAGUCUCUCUAUGAAUCACUUAAUCAACCUAAAGCCAAUUUCACCAUAGAUCCGGAAGAUCCUUCAGCUGCUUUUCUCAAGGAGCCUUUAGAUGAAAAGAUAGCUCGGAUUCGGGAAUCAUCGCCCUAUGGACACCUACAGGGCUGGAGAUUGGUGGCUGCGAUAAUUAAAUGUGGUGACGAUUUGCGACAAGAGGUGAUGGUUCAUCAAUUUUUGGUUAUUUUACAACAAAUCUGGGAAAAAGAGCAUGUCCCUCUCUGGUUACGCCCUUACAAAAUAAUGGUCACUUCAGCUGAUCAUGGUAUCAUUGAGCCCAUCCUUAAUAGUAUAUCAUUACAUCAAGUUAAAAAACACUCGAAAAUGUCUUUAUAUGAAUAUUCUAAAGAGUUUGGACCAACAAACAGCGAAACCUUUUUAACCGCCCAAAAAAAUUUUGUCCAAAGUUGUGCAGCUUAUUGUAUAGUCUCUUAUUUAAUUCAAGUUAAAGACAGACAUAAUGGCAAUAUACUCUUAGAUUCAGAGGGACAUUUAAUCCACAUAGAUUUUGGUUUUAUUCUUUCAAUUUCUCCCAAGAAUCUUGGUUUUGAGAAUUCGCCUUUUAAAUUGACCCAUGAAUUUGUCGAAGUCAUGGGUGGAAUCGAUAGUGAUAUUUUUAAAUAUUUCAAAAUUCUAAUUUUACAAGGUUUGGUGGCAGCCAGAAAAUAUCAUGAUCGCUUAUUGACAUUAGUUGAAAUAAUUCAAGCCAAUUGUCAAUUACCCUGUUUUAAGACUGGUGCAAGCACAAUAACGUCAUUAAAGGAUCGAUUCCAUAUUGGAAUGACGGAAGAUCAGUUAAAACAAUAUGUAGAGAAUAUGGUUCAAUCAAGUAUUAAUUCAUUGACUACAAAAAUCUACGAUGGAUUUCAAUAUUUAACUAAUGGUAUAUUGUAAUACUAAGUAUAAUUCACCAUGGUUUCUAAUUAUCUAUUGAUUGGUCAUCUUAAAGCUGGAAACAAUUUAAGUGAUACUGAUUUUGAUCUUAAUCAUUUGUAUCCCAAUGUAAAUCUAAACACAUUAUUGCCGAGCAGCAAAUUUAAUUCACAAAAAAAGACGAACGGAAUCAACCAUUUGGCUAAUUGUUGAUGGAAGUUAUAAUUUGCAUGGUUUUUAUACUCAAUUAACAAAACAUUUAAACAAAUUCUGUUCUGUUCUGUUUUUGUUAAAUUUCUCUUUCUUUACUCUCUUUUUAAUUAGAGAAAAAAAAGCGAAAACUAAUUCACUUCCAUCAAUAUCUUCAUCAUCUUCAUCAUUUUGUUAAGUUAUUUGUUCCUUUCUAAAUUGCUGUUAUCAAACCAAUAUUAUAUAAUUCGGAAUCAAAUUGGAUCAACAAUUAAUCACGAAAGAUUUAAACUUGGGUGAAAAAAAUUGGUUUACGAAAAGAGAAGAGGAAAAGAAAGCAAUUUAAAUGCAAAGUGCCUCAAUUAAAUUGAAACUUUAAUCGUUGGAGUAAAGUGAUUUACCAUUA
Panonychus citri (citrus red mite) is the source of this 4356-nucleotide messenger RNA. RefSeq names its product phosphatidylinositol 4-kinase beta-like (gene fwd). Lineage: Eukaryota; Metazoa; Arthropoda; Arachnida; Trombidiformes; Tetranychidae. Gene Ontology annotation, molecular function: 1-phosphatidylinositol 4-kinase activity. Gene Ontology annotation, cellular component: cytoplasm; membrane. Gene Ontology annotation, biological process: phosphatidylinositol phosphate biosynthetic process; phosphatidylinositol-mediated signaling. The record is from RefSeq and is a predicted model, not a curated record.